This is a messenger RNA of Sodiomyces alkalinus F11, 1671 nucleotides long. Its product is annotated as Clavaminate synthase-like protein. Gene Ontology annotation, molecular function: 2-oxoglutarate-dependent dioxygenase activity. Lineage: Eukaryota; Fungi; Ascomycota; Sordariomycetes; Glomerellales; Plectosphaerellaceae. The transcript is spliced from 2 exons. The record is from RefSeq and is a predicted model, not a curated record. The coding region runs from base 1 to 1671 and encodes 556 amino acids.
AUGGCUCUGAAGCGGUGGAGCGGAGAACUCUUGGAGGAGUGUAAAAGAACAACAUUAGAGAUCGCAGCGGAAGCUCAACCUUCGUCCGAGAAGCCUGCGACGGUCCAAGCAUCAGAAGCAGAGCAAGGCCUACAACUUCUGCCUCUGGAUACUCUGGGGAGACUUGGUUCUCUUGCUAGAGAUGUCUUUCAGCUGGUGGACGUCCCCGAAUUUGUUCAUGAGACGGAUCGGAGUUCUUCGUCGGCUUCGACACGACCACACGUCGACCACGCCGACUUACUCGAACGGCUUGACGCCGAAAUCAGUCGCACGUACCAAACGUUUUACGACUUCGUCUACCAAGACCUGCCUUAUUGCUGGAGACAACUCUAUACGGAUCUCUCCAUUCUCAAAUUCAAUUGCCUUGUCUCGAGUUGGCAUCCUGGGAGGGACGAUGAAACCACAGGCAACGGUGCAAGCAAAGACAAUACCUUGGUUGCACAACUCGUAAAGACACUCGAUAAAGCCCUUGUUCUGGCCGGAGGAGCGGGACUCAAGCGUGGCAGACAGACCAUCGAAAGGAUGCUACAUCUACUGGAGGAGACAUGUUGCGACGAUGCUCCCCGAUUCUCGCCCGAGGAAGCUCACGACACCCGUCCAACCAAGAGAGCAAGAAGAUCUUCGAAUGGAGAAUCCCGACUUUCACAAUGGGAUGCAGAAAGAUCCUUUCCGGCACGUCGAAUCUUCACCCCAGAAAUCAAGAAUCUCAUAGCCCACCGCGAGAACAUGACCAUGGAUGACUUCCAACGCUACAUGGACGAAGGAUCCAAGACACCAGAUGGGCCACUCCCCCUCGUCAUCUGGGGUCUCAUAGAUGACUGGCCCGCCAUGACGACCAGGCCCUGGAAGAAACCCGGCUACCUCCUCUCGCGCACCUUUGGCGGCCGCCGCUUGGUCCCCGUCGAAGUAGGCCGAACCUACGUGGACGAGGGCUGGACACAAGAACUGAUCACCUUCCGGGAACUCCUGGACCGUUUCGACCAAGAAGGCGACGGCAGCGAAUCGAACCAUACUGCCGAAGAGGGAAAAGAACGGUCCUCGUCUCUUUCUUCCUCCCCCGUUACCUACCUCGCUCAACACGAACUCUUCACCCAACUCCCUUCCCUCCGCAACGACAUCCUCACUCCGGACCUCUGCCACUCCAACCCCCCACCGCACCCCGUCUCCCCGUCCCUGAGCAGACCCGCCCCGCCCGUCCCCCUCAUGAACGCCUGGCUCGGCCCCGCGGGGACCAUAACCCCACUCCACACAGAUGGCUACCACAACCUCCUCGCCCAGGUCGUCGGCGCCAAGUACGUCCGCCUGUAUUCCCCUCUCGACACCGAGGCGCUCUGCCCGUGCAGCGACGGAGAAGAUGAUGGCACGGGCAUCGACAUGAGCAACACGAGCACUUUCGACGUCGGCGUUAUCGAGGGCUGGGACAACCUCCCGCGCGGCCAAGACCCCCGCGACCCUAUUGAGCUCGAGGAAUUUCGGAGCUUGCGCUGCUGGGAGUGCGUACUCGAGGAGGGCGACGUGCUGUAUAUCCCUGUUGGAUGGUGGCAUUACGUGCGCAGCUUGAGCGUGAGCUUUAGCGUCAGUUUUUGGUGGAGCGGUGAAGAUGGCACGGGAGACGACGAAGAAGGGCCUUGA